Molecule: messenger RNA, 2594 nt
Organism: Macadamia integrifolia
Lineage: Eukaryota; Viridiplantae; Streptophyta; Magnoliopsida; Proteales; Proteaceae
Exons: 3
Coding region: 51-2507 (818 amino acids)
Molecular function (GO): protein binding
Source: RefSeq, a predicted model, not a curated record
CACACAAAACAUAAAAAAACAUGAGCGGUUGGUAAGUUAAACUCAUUGGAAUGUUAAAAACAAAAAAAAAUCUCAUAUGGUUUAUUCCUUUCGUGGCAUCAGAGCGGCAUAUUGUUCUAAGCCCUCCAUUAGCUUGUGUUCUUCCUGAAAUUAGUCAGAAAAUGGAACUCCAAAUCUCUGAUAAUUUCUUCCGAUAUUCAAAUCCUUCUUUCUCACCUUCUCUUCCUGCAAUCAAUUUCAGAUCUUCACCUCUUAAAAAUCCAAUCUUUUUCCAUUUUAAGAGUCGAAAAUGGUGUUGGACUUCGAAAAUUAUUCCGCACUGUAGUAAUUCAAUCUCUGCUUCUUCCGCUUCGAACACUGAGAGUUACGGUGGAUGGGAAGAUCUCAAGCCCAUUGAAGACUCAACUCGUUCUGGUAAGUUGGGUCAAUUUCAAAGCUUUCUGAUUUCUGUUGGAAUCGAUGAUAGAAAGCAUCUGAUAAUGUUUCUCCUUGGGCUUGUUUCCGCUUUGGCUAUUUCUAGGGUUAAGGUUUCUUCUCUUCUAGUUUUUCCAGCUUCUAUUUUGGUUUUCGCGGCUGGGUUUUCUUUGGGGUUUGUUCGUGUUGACGAAAUUAGUACAUCGUUGAAGGAUGUAAAUGGAAAGGGAACUAAGAGAACGCCUAUGGAAGAGAAUUCUGGGAUCUCUGAUGAUAGAUUGAAGAAAUUGGUGGAUUUUUUCAGGGAACUGGAUACUAAGUUAACCAAUUUGACAAACGAGAUGAACGAUACUAUAGAUUCUAAUCACAUUGAGUUAGAUGAUUUAGAAAGUUAUCUAGAGGUAAUCAAAUCCAUCAGCUUAUCUGCCUUGCCAGCUAAAAGUGUUGUGGAAGCUUCUCUCAAUAAUAUUGGGUUUUCGGGUAGUGGCGAUUCCAGUAGUAUAUUGGUGGAGGACCGAGAAGUUGAGAGAAAUUCCAAUCAGAAACCAAGUAAAAGAAGGAAGGGAUUGAGUUCGUCUGGUUUUGAUAUCUUCCACUUUCUUGGGGGCUUCUUUAAAGAAAAUUCAGUUGGAAUGAAGCAUAAUAAAGUGAAAGAUCUUGCUAAGACAAAGCAUUCCGAGCCAUUGUAUUCAAAAGAGUUAAAUGAUCAACUUCGUAGAAGUGUCUCGGCUCACGGAGUUGAAGAUAAGGUCAUAAAUCCAGUUGCCAGCAGUAGCAGCGAAGAAAUGAAUGCUUAUUCUUCUCCAACUUUGGAUCAAGAUGACUCUGAAAAAUUAGGUGAAUUGGUCAGAAAAUUGGAACGAAGUCCAGGGAAGGCAAAUCCUAAUUUUCUAGAGACAAACAGGAAGUUCAAGGGAGUAUUCAACAGUGAGGAGGAGUUCAAUUAUCCUAACAGUAGUAUAAAUUUCAUGAACAAUCACAGAAUACUGUUGAAAAUGGGGCAUCAAAGGGAACACAGAAGCUGCCUGCCCUAUGAUGAUCUUUAUGAUCAAGAAGAUCUGUGUGUAAAUUCAGGAUAUAGGAAAAUUGGGUUCAAUUCAUUAAGUAUGGAAGCUGAUGCAUCCCUGCAGCAUGAGCAGACCAUGAAUAAAUCAAAUGGAGCUUACACACCUAAUCUCAGCAGGGAUAAAAAUGAAAACGGAACUUUCAAGUCUCAUUUUCAAGAGGAGAGAACGAAAUUAGAUGAUAAAACCCCAUUACCAUCUGCAGACAAUAUGGAUGUGGCUUCUACGUCAUCAUCUUCAAUGAUUUCAGACGAUGUGGCAUUUGAUCGGUGUCUCACAGAGGGUACUGACCUCCUUAAAAAAUCCAGGGAGCUUUUAAGAGUUAAAGGUGAUGAAGAAAGAGCUGAAGUCAUGCUGUACAAAUCUGCUAGGUUACUCUCCGAGGCCAUAGCCAUGAAACCCAUGAGUUUAUUGGCUGUGGGCCAGUUGGGAAACACUUAUCUUAUCCAUGGAGAACUCAAAUUAAAGAUUAGUCAUGAGUUGAGAACUCUGCUCUCAAGAAAAGACUCCUUUUUUGUUGGGAAACAGGGUAAAGUACAUCACAAGGGAUUGAAUGAUCCAGUUGUGAGGAAAGAUAGGAUUGUUUCUGUGCUUGUUGAUGUGUGUGAAGAGUGUGAAGAACUCCUCAUUGAAGCAGGAAGAAAGUACAGGUUGGCCUUAUCAAUUGAUGGUAAUGAUAUUAGAGCGUUAUAUAAUUGGGGUCUCGCUCUCUCCUUCCGUGCUCAGUUGAUUGCAGAUAUUGGACCUGAAGCAGCUUUUGAUGCUGACAAGGUGUAUUUGGCUGCAAUAGACAAAUUUGAUGCUAUGAUGUCUAAAAGUAAUGUUUAUGCUCCAGAUGCUCUAUUGAGAUGGGGUAUGGCAUUGCAGCAUCGAUCACGUCUGCGGCCAAACAAUAAUAAAGAGAAAAAGAAGUUGCUGCAGCAAGCAAGCAGGCUCUUUGAAGAUGCACUUAAUAUGGACUCUGAUAAUAUUCUAGCAAGGGAGGCAUUAGCAUCAUGUAUAUCUGAACUCGACUUGAGGAAUUUCUAGUUCAAUUAAACCACAAAUAGUAAUUCCAUUAUUCCAUUACUUAUUGUAAUUCCUUUAAUAGUGUAAUGUGUUUUCUACUGUCCUUUA